GACCUCAAUCAUUUUUAUGCAACCUUGCUCACAACAGGGGUUAUAUAUUGCCCCUCUCUCACUCUCUACGAAGGAUCACUACUAUCAAACUUUUACCAGUGGAUAUCUAAGAAAGCUGCCGACAAAAUGAGCUCCUUUUCCUUGAGUAGGGUUACGUUACAGUGCGUCAGGAAAGGGUCACAGUGUGGCUUGUUUGCAGCAAGGACCAGUAAUUUUAGACCAGGUACAAGAUAUGCCAGUCAGACCACGUCCCGGUCCAGUGCCCUCCCCCCUCCCCAUGCCUGGUUCCUCCUGUCUAUCCCUGCUGCAGCCUUCGGGCUGGGCACAUGGCAGGUCCAGAGGAGACAGUGGAAGUUAGACCUGAUCAAAGACAUGGAGGCCAGGACUAACCGAUUGCCUGUUCCCAUACCUACUGAGCAACUGGAGCUUCAGACAAUGGAGUACAGACCAGUCAAAGUGAGAGGCAGUUUUGACCACUCCAAGGAGAUGUACCUGUUACCCCGUUCUCUGAACACCCAUGACACAGGAGGGGGGAUGGGAGCCAGGGCGCAGUCAGGGGCUCAGGUGGUCACACCCUUCCACUGUGCAGAUACAGGGAGGACAAUUCUAGUGAAUAGAGGAUGGGUGUCCAAGAAACAUAUCAACCCAGCAACAAGACCAGAUGGCCAGGUUACAGGAGAGGUAGAAGUUGUUGGUCUAGUGAGGCUGAAUGAAAAGAGAGCACCAUUUGUCCCAAAGAAUGACAUCGCACACAACAGAUGGCACUUCAGGGAUGUGGAGGCCAUGGCCCAGAUAACAGAAGCACAGCCUAUCUUCAUAGAAGCAGUUGGAGGAAGCACAGUGCCAGGUGGACCCAUAGGAGGGCAGACUAGGGUGCAACUUAGAAAUGAACACAUGCAGUACAUCCUCACAUGGUACUCAUUGGGCAUCUUGACUGCCUUGGGAUGGUACUGGACCUACUUCAAGAAAGUGCCAAGAUAAGGGUGUUUCCUGUAUAGGAGAAAAGUGACUGAUAGGCAGGAUCCCAACCUUCUGAAUGACCAGCAACUUUCUGAGGCAAAUAUUUAUGCAUAAUUGUAUCCAAUAAAGUGAACAGUGUAGGUAUUUAAUCAAACAUUGCCUUUCUCCACUACGACAAGUCAUGUAUAUCUACAGAUAUUUUCAUAAAUUUAUGGAUACAUUUAUAAUUUA
Molecule: messenger RNA, 1191 nt
Organism: Branchiostoma belcheri (Belcher's lancelet)
Lineage: Eukaryota; Metazoa; Chordata; Leptocardii; Amphioxiformes; Branchiostomatidae
Product: surfeit locus protein 1-like
Exons: 9
Coding region: 127-981 (284 amino acids)
Biological process (GO): mitochondrial respiratory chain complex IV assembly
Cellular component (GO): membrane; mitochondrion
Source: RefSeq, a predicted model, not a curated record